UCUGUACUGCCAUUGAAAAAAAUUCCUCCUCAUUGAAAGAUUGAUUAGGCAUGAAAGCUUGUGCUGGAUGGCGUCGUUUCCUCCUUUGCUUCCCACUUAUUUUCAUCCUUCCUCACUUGUUCUCUGGUGUUCUGGAAUUGCACCAGAACCAAGCAGUCACAGACGCCCCCAAGGAAAACACGAAGAAAUUUGAUGUUCAGAAUUCAUCGGCAAGGGAUGAAGCCCCCAAGAAAAUAACCAAGAAAUUUGAUCAUCUUGUUCUUGGACCCGCUUCUGGAGAAGGCUUGCCCAACCGUUUGCAAUGCCAAGGAGUUAAAGCUCUCAACAAGACCCAUUUUUCAAACCCAUCUCAUGCCUCUGGUGUUGGAGAUGGUAUUGCAUUUGUCACUGUUUUUACCAUAUACAACAGCUCACCUGAAACUCCUGUGAAUAGUAGAUUGUCAAACUCAGUUACUGUUGGGAAUGCUUCUUAUAGCAAGCCAGAGAGAUCGAUGGCCAUUUUGAACGUCUUCAUUAACUUCAUUCAGAUGAGAAUGCCUCAGAGCAAUGUUAUUAUUCUGACUGAUCCAGAAUCAGAUCUCUCAUUGCACCAAAACGGAGUUACUGUACUUCCCAUUCGGGGUGAAUAUUCCAGAGACAAGUUGAUGCUUCAAAGAAUCAGGUCUUACAUUACCUUUCUCAAAAUCAAGCUUGAGAAGCUAUCUCAGGAGCAGGGGCACAUAACUCAUUUCAUCUUUACGGACUCAGAUAUCGCUGUAAUUGAUGACCUGGGUCAGAUAUUUGAACAGUACCAAGAUUUUCAUUUGGCUCUUACUUUCAGGAACAACAAAGACCAGCCUCUGAAUUCUGGAUUUAUUGCUGUGAGGGGUACCCAUGAUGGUAUUUUAAGGGCAAAAUAUUUUCUAGAAAAAGUAUUGGAAGUAUAUAGCUCCAGAUACAUGAAGGCUUCCCGAAUGCUUGGAGAUCAGCUGGCCCUUUUUUGGGUUGUAAAGUCCGAUGCUUCAUUUGAUGCAAAAAGAUUUAGUAAAGCACAGGCUUUUACCAAGCAGAUUGGUGGUGCAUCAGUGCUGUUUUUACCAUGUGCUAAAUAUAAUUGGACACCGCCGGAAGGUGCUGGUCAGUUUCAUGGCAUGCCUCUGGAUGUCAAGGUUGUUCAUUUUAAAGGAUCGAGGAAACGCCUAAUGCUUGAGGCUUGGAACCAUUACAGUUCUACUACUGAGAUUUCAGAUAUGUUGUGCCUCAUCUUGAAGAGUGGGAGAACAAAGUAUGAUUUUUGAGUGAUUUCAUUUGGUUUUAUAGUGGAUACUGCAUCUUAUGAGUUAUGAUACAUUGAUGAAGGGGAAUGAAUGCCUGGGAUUUGGAAAGUUUUAUAUCAUGUGGCCUACAGUCCCCAUGUUUUGGUCGAAUCUGGUACAUGAAUACAUUUGGAAGAGAGCUUACACUCAAGAUCGUGGAAAUGUACAAUUUGCAAUUUUUCUUCUUAAAUUUCAUUUGAUGAACAAAUGCAGUACAAAUAUGCAAACAAAUAUCAGAUGUGAACCUGAGGGACCCAACAUGUUU
Hibiscus syriacus is the source of this 1560-nucleotide messenger RNA. RefSeq lists its product as uncharacterized. Lineage: Eukaryota; Viridiplantae; Streptophyta; Magnoliopsida; Malvales; Malvaceae. Bases 51 to 1277 code for a protein of 408 amino acids. The transcript is spliced from 7 exons. The record is from RefSeq and is a predicted model, not a curated record.